Messenger RNA from Octodon degus (degu), 597 nucleotides. Its product is annotated as 40S ribosomal protein SA-like. Gene Ontology annotation, molecular function: structural constituent of ribosome. Lineage: Eukaryota; Metazoa; Chordata; Mammalia; Rodentia; Octodontidae. The transcript has a single exon. Gene Ontology annotation, biological process: ribosomal small subunit assembly; cytoplasmic translation. The coding region runs from base 1 to 597 and encodes 198 amino acids. The record is from RefSeq and is a predicted model, not a curated record. Gene Ontology annotation, cellular component: cytosolic small ribosomal subunit; 90S preribosome; ribosome.
AUGUCCAGAAUGCUUGAUGUUCUGCAAAUGAUGGAGGAGGACGUCCUCAAGUUCCUUGCUGCAGGAACCUACUUAGUUGGCACCAACCUGGAUUUCCAGAUGGAGCAGAAUAUCUGUAAGAGGAAAAGUGAUGGAAUCUGUAUCAUAAGUAUAAAGCGGACUUGGGAGAAGCUCCUUGUGGCAGCUCGAGCCAUUGAGGCCACUGAAAAUCCUGCAGACAUCGGCAUCAUGUCCUCUUGGCAUACCAGCCAGUGGGCUGUGCUGAAGUUUGCUGCUGCCACUGGGGCUACUCUUAUCACUGGCCGCUUCAUUCCUGGAACCUUCACUACCCAGAUCCAGGCAGCUUUCCAAGAGCCACAUCUUCUGGUGGUUACUGACCCCAGAACUGAGCACCAACUCCUAACGGAGGCAUCUUAUGUCACUCUGCCGACCACUGCUCUGUGCAGCACAGAUUCUCCUCUGCACUAUGUGGACAUUGCCAUUCCAUGCAACAAUAAGAAAACUUACUCUGUAGGUCUGAUGUGGUGGAUGCUGCUCCGGGAAGUGCUGCACAUGCAUGGCACCAUCUCUUGUAAACACCCAUGGGAAGUCAGAUAG